AUGGACACGUAUACAAUCUCUGCAAUCUUCACUGGCGAAUGUACCAAUCUUGAUGAAGUUGUGCUCUGCCACCUCUAUCGGGGUAUGUAUACUAUCGUGAACCUUAUCAAGGAGGCUACAGAUGAAGGUGGCAUCCUCAGUGUUGGGCCCUUAUGGCUACUACAACUUUGGCUGCAUGCUUAUUUCCCUGCGACUCACGGCCCUCUACCAGCUCUUCAAACGGCAGUUCAAGAUACCACCAUGCUCACAUAUGGCCAUUGUUUGGCUAAAGCAACUUUGCGAAAAGGGGAUUUUAUUAAUUAUUUUACCUUCUUUUAUGAGGUCCGAGAGAUCCCCAGCUUCACUCCCUUUGCGGAACGGACAUUCGGCUCCGCUUCGUUCAAACUCAUUUUUUACGAGCCACCACCGCGAGGUGAUCCCGCCGCCACUUACCAUGAAUUCCUUGAGGAGCUCAAACGUUACCUAACAGAUCGGGACCUCUUCUUUACUCCUACUGGCUCAGAAGUACUCAACAUUAGACUUACAACCCUCAUCUUGCAGCUCGAAAAUUCAGCCUCGUUCAAGCAUGGCCUAUGUUACCUCCCUCGUCCUUGA
This is a messenger RNA of Linum trigynum, 594 nucleotides long. The record is from the annotation of a GenBank genome assembly. NCBI's taxonomy places the organism in Eukaryota, Viridiplantae, Streptophyta, Magnoliopsida, Malpighiales, Linaceae.